This is a messenger RNA of Necator americanus (New World hookworm), 1062 nucleotides long. RefSeq lists its product as uncharacterized. Gene Ontology annotation, molecular function: uracil binding; iron-sulfur cluster binding; NADP binding. The record is from RefSeq and is a predicted model, not a curated record. Gene Ontology annotation, cellular component: cytosol. Gene Ontology annotation, biological process: uracil catabolic process; thymine catabolic process. The transcript has 9 exons. The coding region runs from base 1 to 1062 and encodes 353 amino acids. NCBI's taxonomy places the organism in Eukaryota, Metazoa, Nematoda, Chromadorea, Rhabditida, Ancylostomatidae.
AUGGAGUACUGGGUUAGGCAAGAUUUCCAGCGAAUCUUCUUCUACGCGUUCAAAGUGGGCAGAUCUGCAGCGGAGAUAGCUCGAAAUAUCACCGCUGUAUGGUGUGAGGGAAGCGUCACCGGAUCCAAGGCUCUAUUAGUUCUCAACCCCAAAGUGAACAAGAAAGCAGCGGCAAUACCAACCUACGAAACUAGAAAGCAUAAGCACAACUGGAAGAGAAAUGCGGACAAAUGCGAGUCAUGUAUACCAGAUCUUUCCAACGACUUCAGAGAUGUCAAACGUACCACUCUCAGCGAACGUGGCGCUCUCCGUGAGGCUUUGCGCUGCUUGAAAUGUGCUGAUGCUCCUUGCCAGAAAAGCUGUCCUACUCAGCUGGAUGUGAAAACCUUUAUAACCAGUAUUUCAAACAAGAAUUACUACGGAGCAGCUCGUCAGAUACUGAGUGAUAAUCCUCUUGGUCUUACGUGUGGGAUGAUCUGCCCAACUUCCGAUCUCUGCGUUGGCUCGUGCAAUCUCCAUGCCACUGAGGAAGGUCCAAUAAAUAUUGGGGGCCUGCAGCAAUUUGCAUGCGACGUGUUUAAGAGGAUGAACAUCCGACAGAUUGUUUCAAAAGAAGUUCGAGAAAGCAGAAAUGGGUCUCAUGAAGAAGCAGUUGCUCUACUAGGAAAGUUGUACUUUGCAUUGUAUUUACAAGUCCAAACUAUACGAUGCGGUCCUGCUUCAAUUUCUUGCGCUUCAUUUUUGGCAAGGCUCGGCUAUACCAACAUCACCAUCUAUGAGAAGAAACACUUCGUUGGAGGUUUAAGCCAGUACUGCGGCUCCUGUCUGCGAGCUCCUGUCUGUCCUUUAUGUCUUCUCUGCAAAAUUCACAAACUCGAGCUCGCGUUCACAGUUGCCUUUGGCUUCUGCGGCUCAACGUCGAUAUAUGCAAUCCUCGAGAGUUUCAUACGCAAACUGCGCAAAGCCUUGGCAACAUUCAAACUUAGAGCAUUACUUCGUACAGCAAUGCAGCUUGUAGCUUCUUCUCCUUUUGGUGGAAAUAGAGAGGCUCCGAUUCCUUGA